Molecule: messenger RNA, 1269 nt
Organism: Microthlaspi erraticum
Lineage: Eukaryota; Viridiplantae; Streptophyta; Magnoliopsida; Brassicales; Brassicaceae
Source: the annotation of a GenBank genome assembly
AUGGCUACUGGGAAUCCAGCGACCAAGCUUGAGGGAAGAAACUAUGCUCUUACUGUUUGUUGGCUUCUUGGAAAUGGAUGCCUUUUAGCGUGGAGCAGUAUGCUCACAAUAGUGGAUUAUUACGGUUAUUUGUUCCCUCGAUAUCAUCCAUCGAGAAUCCUUACCCUAAUAUAUCAGUCAUUCGCAAUUGGAGCACUUACUGUUCUUACUUACAACGAGGCAAAACUCAACACAAGACUUCGGAAUUUGUUUGGAUAUAGUCUUUUUUUCCUUAGUUCUCUUGCUGUUCUCGUGCUCGAUUUAGCUACCUCGGGAAAAGGAGGGAUUGGAUCUUUCCUUGGAGUUUGUGUCAUUAGUGCCACAUUUGGUCUCGCUGAUGCAAAUGUUCAAGGUGGAAUGAUUGGAGAUCUUUCUUUGAUGAGACCAGAGUUUGUUCAGGUAGCUUAUAUAUAUGGUCUCAUCGUUUCUAGGUGGCUUAGCAGCCUCAGGACAUUAACAUCUGGAUUGAGACUGAUCACAAAAGCUGCAUUCAAAAACUCGAGGGAUGGCCUUCGCAAGGGAGCUACUUUGUUCUUUGCCAUAUCUGCAUUCUUUGAGUUGCUUUGCGUCCUUUUGUACGCAUAUGUGUUUCCAAAACUACCAAUUGUGAAGUACUACCGUGCACGAGCUGCCGCUCAAGGAUCUAAAACUGUAUCGGCCGAUCUUGCAGCUGGUGGCAUCCAAGAGUUACCAAUGACACAGGACGAGGAAGGUCCAACGUCAAAUCAGCGGUUAAGCAACAAACAGCUGUUGUCAAAGAACUUAGAUUACGCCAUCAACUUGUUCUUGGUAUAUCUGCUAACCCUAAGCAUUUUCCCUGGAUUUUUGUCGGAGGACACGGGAAAACACAGUUUGGGAGAUUGGUAUGCGCUAGUGUUGAUAGCAAUGUUCAACGUGUGGGAUUUGGUUGGAAGAUACAUUCCGGUGGUCGAGAGGUUGAAGAUGGAGUCGAGAAAUGGUCUCACAAUAACAGCAGUGGGACGUUUCUUAUUGAUUCCUGCUUUUUAUUUCACGGCAAAAUAUGGAACACAAGGCUGGAUGAUUUUCUUGACGUCGUUUUUGGGAUUAACCAAUGGAUAUUUGACUGUUUGUAUCCUAACAUCAGCACCAAAGGGUUACAUGGCACCGGAGCAAAAUGCACUAGGAAACUUGUUGGUGCUAUUUUUGUCUGGAGGGAUGUUUGCUGGGGUCACUUCUGACUGGCUUUGGCUAAUUGGUAAAGGUUGGUAA